UAAAAAAGCGUAAUUCAAAUAAAGACUAGAAACUAAUUGCCAUGCAAGAUAAGUUGAUUUUAAAAUAAAUGAUAAUCGAUAAAAUCAACUCCCGUCAGUACUUCAGUACUUUGAUUUAAAAUUCGGAUCGGGAUCGGCGUUAUCAUAAUUCACGAUUUCGAUACCGGCGAAAAAAAAUUCAAUCAGUUUCAGUUUGCGUCAAAAAACGGUCAUUGGGUCAUAGACCGAGUUGACUUGUUGGUUUUAUUCAAGGAAAGAAGAUUAAAGCUACUCAAGAGAACAGGGCGCUCUCGUAUUUAGAUGUGGAGAUGGACGGGUUUUAUGCGAAAAUUUUGUUAUAUUGCCAAACCAGGUCAUCAGCGACUAAAAUGUUCUACUAACAAAGGAGUGUUGAUUAAAUGUUCCAAAAGAGUCCCACUAGUUUCCCAGAAAACUCCUGAAAUAACAACAAUGGCUGAUGUUCCUCAAAAGGUUCCUCAGUUUUACAGAAGGGUUCUUCCAGAUACGUGUAUAUCAUUUUACUCAGAGGAGGGCAAAAAAAUCUUCCGAGAGGCCCUGGAUUCUGGACACAUGGAGUGCUACUUUAAGCUUGCAGCCCAGUUCCGUACGCAGGAUGAGCCGGCCUUCUGCGGGCUGACCACUCUUGUGAUAGCUCUGAACGCUCUGGAGGUGGAUCCAGGGGCUGUCUGGAAAGGGCCUUGGAGAUGGUACCAUGAGAGAAUGCUGGAUUGCUGUGUUCCGAUCAGCCUAGUGGAACAUGAAGGAAUUACUUUCAACCAGUUUGUCUGUCUGGCUGAGUGUAACUCGAUCGAGACACAGGCCACAAAGUCCGGGACUGGGGGGACCCUGGAACAGUUCCGGGAAAAAGUGGUGGAAUACUCCAAGAGGGACGAUGCUUUCCUGAUCCUCAGCUACUCCCGGAAAACUGUCAAUCAAACAGGAGAUGGCCAUUUUUCUCCGGUUGGUGGCUACCAUCCCAAAAGAGACCUCAUUUUGAUUUUAGACACCGCCAGGUUUAAAUACCCCCCUCACUGGAUAUCACUUGAACUACUGUGGGAAGCCAUGCAUGCUCUGGACAAGACUACAGGAGAACCCAGAGGCUAUCUUUCAGUGAGGAAGAAAACAUCAUCCCACACUGAACAGAAGGACAUCCUAACCUUGUUUAAGAUAUCCCCGUCCUUCGACGUAGCCAAUGUAAAUGUCCUCAGCCCUGGGAUAUCCCCACUGAUCUCUCAGUGGCAGGACUGGCUAAUGGAGGAAUACUCAGAACAGGAAAACCAAGAGAAGACACUGGAGUACGUGGUCAGGAGUCUCAACGACUGCGCCAGAGCUGCUGCAGACGAGGAGACCGUGCUGACGACCCAGAUUGAUGUAAAGUGUGUGGGAGAUCUGUCCAAAGCCCAUGCCUGUGUGGUUCAUCAGCUUCUUACUAACAUUGAGAAAGUCCCUUUCUUUGAAGCUGUCAACAAAUUUCUUACCCAGAAUGUAAACGACCACCAUCUUGCCAGUUUUGGACGCGUCACGAGCAAUUUGUCUGAAGGCCAGGAAAAGUGCCUGUCAUCAAAACUCACCAUUGCCCACUUUGUGGUCAUGUUUCUGAUGUCUUGGCCUUACGAGGCUGUUGACUCCAAGGUCAUGAGAAAUGGGGACAUGCUUGUUCGACUGGUUAUGAAGGUGAAAUCGGAGUGUUGGGAGAACAUAUUGAAUGGGGAAUCAAAUGUACUGAGAAAACAGUUCUCUAGUUUACUGAAACUCCAAAAGGAGAAACAAUCAAACCGAAAAAAGUGUGCCUGCCAUAACUAAAACAUGGCUUUAUAUACAAGUAAAGGAGAUUGAAGAAUGAAGAGCAGUUUUGGUGCAUGUGUAUUUUUACUUUGUUUUAUAGAAUUAAUGAUAUUAAGAAAGCAGACCUUUUUUAUAAUGUUCUAGAUAAUUAAUUACUCUUCUUAAAUUCUUUUUGACUUGUGUUUUGUACUUUUUUUUUUCUUUUUUUUUUGGGGGGGGGGGGGGGGUAUAUCAAUAGCAUGUUUGAUCUAGCUGGGAUUAGUGUGUGUGUGUGUGUGUAGAUAUACAUAUUUUAAAGAAUUAUGCAUACUAAGUAUCUAUUUGUGUCAGUUUUGUGAUGGCUAAUGCAUUUUUAUUAAAUGUUCCAUGUAGAUUUAUUACUUGUUAGUACAUGUACUAUUUGUUUAUUCUACAUAUACCAAUAUCACAUGUCUUACAAAUUACCUCUAGUACUCUGAGAUAUUUUAAACACACAUGUAUGGAUACUUGAAUCUAUUUGUUUAAAGAAUAUUUCAAGAUAA
Messenger RNA from Magallana angulata, 2306 nucleotides. RefSeq names its product glutathione gamma-glutamylcysteinyltransferase-like. Bases 301 to 1803 code for a protein of 500 amino acids. NCBI's taxonomy places the organism in Eukaryota, Metazoa, Mollusca, Bivalvia, Ostreida, Ostreidae. The record is from RefSeq and is a predicted model, not a curated record. Gene Ontology annotation, biological process: detoxification of copper ion; cellular detoxification of cadmium ion; response to metal ion. Gene Ontology annotation, molecular function: glutathione gamma-glutamylcysteinyltransferase activity; metal ion binding. The transcript is spliced from 6 exons.